UCCAAGUUCUGCAUUGUUCCUGCCCACAAUGUUAGGCAGAAAUGGGUUAAAACCCGACGCUUUGAGUAAAUAUCCAAUUAAAACCCGGGCGAGUUGAUUGGGUUUCUGGUACAGAGUCGUUCUGUUUCCGCGACAAAUUAUUUUUACAGGCAACUUAUUUUAAAUUUAGAAUAAAAUUGUCAAAAGUAAGUCCUUCCUGUCAAAUUAAAUAACAUAACCUAAAUGUAGACAUAUGAGAUGACUGGAAAUGGUGCAAUUAAAAGAAAUCAGUGUUGUUUGCGUAUAAAGCGAUGUUUUGUGUUUUAUUAAACACUACCAGAGUUACUAAAAGCAAUUUGAAAUGGGUGCCUUAGUAACAAAAGCAUUACGACCUUUUAAGUCAUUCAAUAUAGAAAACCGGGCCCAUCGCGUGAUAUCCAAGGAAAAGCCGACACCUGCGCCCAGAUAUCAGCAGGCUAUUGAUGAUAUGAGACGUGCUAUGGACAAAGAUCCAAAACUUAACGAGAAAUUAAACACGAAAGAUGCAGAACUCGACAAAAUGCUAAAGGAUGUUUAUGUAACUUCUGAAGGGAAACCCGAAGAAGAUAUUACUAGAGAAAUUCAGCAGAAGAACCCUAACCGACCAUUGCCCAUGUACCGAAUGCAGCCAGAAGACUAUGAAUAUGGCUUUAAAGAGCCUGACCAAAUAUCCUAUGGACGUGUAACACUACGUAAGGCAUUAGAAUUUUUAGCUGCGCAUCAGAGUAACCCGAACGAAGUUACUCCCGAGAAAAUAGCCCAAGAGUACAAAUUAAAAUUAGAUGAUGUUAAUAAUGUAAUAAAAUAUUUUAAGACAUUUGAAAUUUUUGUUCCCGAGACCAAAACGGCACCAGCUACUUUUGCUGGACCUGCUUCUCUGAGAAAGCAAAUGGAAAGAGCAUUUGAAAUGAAACAGAUUGAGGACAAAAAGAAAUUAGAACCUAAAGACCCUCUAGAUGAAUUUGAAAAGUUAACACCAAAACACAGAAUAAAGAAUGAUGAAAGAUAAAAGAUUACUUAUUUUGAGCUGUUAAUUUUUACCUUAGAGUUCAAAUUACGUAAAUAUAGGUGUCGAUUUGGUUGUACAUAUUUUGCAAUCUAGACUCAUUACUGGAGACCAGAUUAUUUACUUACUACUUCAAGUAAUAUAUGAGAAGUUUCAGAACAAUGACUGUAGUUGUCUGAUAAGUGUCACAAACAAUUGUAUGUGGCCACACAAUGGGUUAAUAUUUUGCUGACAGGUCUACCUCAUGCUGUACAGUGUAACCCAAAGAAAUAGCACUUAUGUAAGUUAGCACUAUGAUAUUUUCAUUGUAGAGAAUUGUCAAUAGUGCAAUACUGCUUAAACGACUGUACACAUAUCGCACCUUUCAUGGAAGAAUGGCAUAAGUGGAGUUCCAUCAAAAACGUUUAUUUCUUCACUAUUUUCUUUUAUCUAUUUUUGAAGCCUGAAAUGUUUGGGCGUUUAUGUUGGCCUCAUUAUGUAUGUGUAUAUAUAAAAUAAAUAACUAUCUUACUAUCUGUCACUACUCCCAUGAGAGGUAUUGCUUCUCAUUAGAAAGCAAGAAUCACGUAGGAGUAUAGUGCUUCAGCACUUUGUGUCAACACUUUGCUCAGCAUUAAAUGUAGCUCUCCUACCUGACCAAUGUUUUUUAAUUGAUAUUGAGCUCGACAAUUCAUAUAUCGAUCACAUUCAAUCGACUCAUCCGAAGAACAGAGUCUGAUAUGAUUAUAAAGCAAAAAGAGAGUAAGCAUGUACAUUACGAGAAUCAUUUCAUUAGUCAAACUAAGGCCCAUGUAUUAGGUGUUUUGAGAAUUUAUAUAUCUUAUUUCGUUUCGGACAUAUUAAAUCAAAGAAUGGUUGAUCUGACAUCCACAGCAAAGAAGAACAUACAAAAUGUACUAUGUCCUGAGAACAAGUAGUCUUGCACAUAGAUUUUUGUUCUAUGGAUGAGUUGAAAUGAAGCAUGUCUUCCAACUUGUUUCAGAAUUGGCAUUGAGGGGAUUCUGCCCUUCUCAUGAGAUAAAAAUUCAUUUAAUGGAAUGUGAUCAGAAUGCGGUCUAAGAGCAAUUACUAACAGUGACUUUGAUACUUUUGAUGUUACAUUUCCUUGAACCAGGUAUUUCUUGGAGGACGCAAUUGGAUAGUUUUGUACCAUAUGUACCCCUUAUCACAGAUAUCUCAUCACUGCUCUUAGCCCAUUGAUCCA
This is a messenger RNA of Hyposmocoma kahamanoa, 2228 nucleotides long. Its product is annotated as protein NDUFAF4 homolog. Bases 341 to 1027 code for a protein of 228 amino acids. The transcript has a single exon. Gene Ontology annotation, biological process: mitochondrial respiratory chain complex I assembly. NCBI's taxonomy places the organism in Eukaryota, Metazoa, Arthropoda, Insecta, Lepidoptera, Cosmopterigidae. Gene Ontology annotation, cellular component: mitochondrion. The record is from RefSeq and is a predicted model, not a curated record.